GUGGUACUGCAGUAUAUCUAUGUCAAGUUCGAUAAUUUUUAUUGUCACAAAUCUCCCACCAUCUUUCCUAUUGCACACUCAUUUCAGGUUGCUUAUGAACUGUUAAUGGGCUAACCGAUGCUACACAUGACAAAUUACUUUACAUUGCAUUCUAGUAUAAUAAUCCCAUUUACUUCUGAGUUCUUUUGUGCAAAAUGUGAUGGAAAAAACUGAAAAGAGACACUUACCCCUAGUCCCACACUACUGAUCAAGACCCAAGACUGUACGUCCCCAACAAUGCACUGGGGUGUCUCUCUAGGCUAGCGAUGAUGCUGUGACAGCCUGUUGUUGACGACAGUUUUGCUUGUAAUUUGCUGGUCUCUCCGAAGUGAGAGUGGCAUUUUUGCCACUCAACCUAAUUCACAGAUUCUUUUCAGGCUUAUUUUGAGUUCCUUGGCCAAUUGUUUGCUUUGGGGCAGAAAAACUUAUAGGAGCUCCCCCCCCCCCCCUGUCAGUGUUUUCCAUAGGCACCCAUGAUGCAAUGCAGUCAUGCAAAACGGGGUAUGCACUUCUUGGCUUGCGAGAUAUUAGCAUGUUUCUGAAUUUAAGCAUUUGUUUACAUUACACUGCAUUGAUGCGCUUUUAAAGAUCAUCUAUCCUUGGCUAAAUCCUUGAUUAUCCGGGUCUGGUGAUGUUUAGUUUGCAUGUAUGAUGCUUUAGAAUUGGUCCUAUAUUUUACGGUCUUCUAGGGGCAUAAUGUGCUAACGUCAUAACCGCAGAAAAAGACAAACAUGUUGAUAAAUUGUAAUUGUAAAAUUGUAACACUAAUUUCGGUUAUUUUGUCGAUUUGGGUUUCCUGUGGAACAAGCUGCCGCCAUCUUGGGAACGAAAUCUCCCGUCCCCUCCCCCGAUGCGCAAUUAGUAGUCUAUGCGUUGCCUUUCCAGCUUCGUUUUGGAUACCCUGGGUUCCAGAGGCUGAAUAUCCGCUUUUCCCAGCAUGCUAGGGGGCGGGGGUUCAAAUGGGCUGGCGGCGUCGCUCGAAAAACUCUCGCUUCCAUCGAAAAAUCUCCCGUUUCGCUCUAAAAAUCUCGGUUCGCUUGAAAAACUCUCGGAGCCUCUGGUCUAUUUGGACGGCGUCUGUACCAAGAUUUGGGCUACCUUUGGCAGUCCGCGAUACAAAGCGGCCAUGAUUUUUCGCACUUGCCCUGUGUUUACGAUUGAAAGCUCCUUCUUCGAUUUAUACCGCGAAUACGAUGGCGAUAUCAAAGAAUUAUUUGUGUCAGAUUUUGUGGAUGGCAGCGAUUUGUUCACCCUCUGGAAGCAAGAUCAGGUUUUGCCUGAAGAGCUUGUCAAGCUGUAUGUAGCUGAGUUAGCUUUGACAUUAGAUUUCCUUCAUGCUAAUGGAGUGAUUUACCGUGACCUGAAGCUGGAAAAUGUAUUACUUGAUAGAAACGGUCAUGCUAAAAUAAUCGACUUUGGGUUGUCAAAACUAGUCACCCCUGGAGAGCGUAGGACGACGAUCUGUGGAACGCUGCAAUACAUGGCCCCGGAGGUGCUAAAGGGCGAAUGUUACACGGCCGCGUGCGAUUGGUGGAGCCUUGGUAUUGUCAUGUUUACUCUACUUGCUGGAAAGUACCCGUACGCAUGCCAGGAGGACCAUAAUGCACAGCGCAAUGUGGUGGAAGAGACUGGGUACGAGGUUCCAUCACAUGUUUGCGAAAGCGCGCGAGAUCUGCUGUCCCAGCUCUUGCAGAAGGACCCCAAGUUAAGGCUGACAUCAUUAGAGUCUGCACGGAGUCACCCAUUUUUCAACUGCUUGUCGUUCGACGAUGUUAUGGCUAAAAAGUCAAAGCCAUUGGAUGAAAUGACGAUGAAAAAGCUGCGCAGACGCAGUUCAGCAUCGAGGAUGUUCUUUCCUCGUCAUGUUGAACAGCGGAAAGAUAGAAAGCCUCGGCCGCUGUCAUGGGCAAGUCCUGGUCAUUUCACGAUCCACGACAGGGUUGAGAUGGAUUUCCUGGUCGCCGACCUCGGCAGUCUCAGCAUCAUGGAAACUCCGCAGGAUUCAAACAGAGACCAUUAAUAACCAUGAGAAGAAUUCUGCUGCUCAAUGCUGAAAGUUGAACGUGGAUGACGUCAUUUUUUAAUUGUGACGAAGUGGCAAAUAUUUAUGUGAUCUCGUCGAACGCAUCAGAUAGAUAGAUGGAUAUUCAUUCUGAUAACGAACUGCAUUCGCUGAUUGCAUUACAACUGUUAUGUUAAUGACAUUAGUAUAUGUCAAUACUGGUAAUGUGCCAUUUAUAGUUAUGCCGAGAAGACCAAGUCACUCAUCACAAAACCGAACACCAUGGUAACGUCAUGGUGCCACGCCUCGUAUCAUUGCAAUGGAAGGGCGCAUUGAGUCGCCUUGAGAAUGUGUUUUUUUUUUUUUUUUUUUUUUGCUGUAUACAAUAGAUUCUACUUGUUUAUUUAAUAAAUUGGGCGAAAUAUGGUGGUUAAUAAUGGUACGGGCAUUGGUGCCUCGAAAAAGCAUGGAAAUUAGUCCUUAUCUAAAAGCAUAAAUUGAUAUGACAAAUAUUUUAUAAGAAAUAAAAUAUUUAGACAACAUGUAAAUAAAGAUGAAGUAUUCUA
Messenger RNA from Nematostella vectensis (starlet sea anemone), 2607 nucleotides. Its product is annotated as ribosomal protein S6 kinase-related protein. The record is from RefSeq and is a predicted model, not a curated record. The transcript has 11 exons. Gene Ontology annotation, biological process: protein phosphorylation. NCBI's taxonomy places the organism in Eukaryota, Metazoa, Cnidaria, Anthozoa, Actiniaria, Edwardsiidae. Gene Ontology annotation, molecular function: ATP binding; protein serine/threonine kinase activity. Bases 977 to 2059 code for a protein of 360 amino acids.